This is a messenger RNA of Papaver somniferum (opium poppy), 2012 nucleotides long. Its product is annotated as probable WRKY transcription factor 3. Gene Ontology annotation, biological process: regulation of DNA-templated transcription. The transcript is spliced from 4 exons. The coding region runs from base 171 to 1640 and encodes 489 amino acids. Gene Ontology annotation, molecular function: sequence-specific DNA binding; DNA-binding transcription factor activity. NCBI's taxonomy places the organism in Eukaryota, Viridiplantae, Streptophyta, Magnoliopsida, Ranunculales, Papaveraceae. The record is from RefSeq and is a predicted model, not a curated record.
GAAAGGAAACCAAAACAAAGAAAGAAAAACCAAAAAGGAUGUUGAUUUCCUCUCAAGACAAAACAAAAAAAUUGUAGUACUUCUCAGAAUAAUAUCAAACCCUUCAAAACCCUAACUGAAUAUUAUCCAAUCCAACACAACAACAAGAGAGUUUCAGAGAAUCGAUAAUAAUGGCAGAUAAGAACAGAGUAAUAAUAGCAUCAGGAGCAACACGUCCAACAAUUACCUUACCACCACGUUCAACACUAGAGAAUUUGUUUGCUGGUAAUAAUGGAGGAAAUGGAAGUGGAACAAGUCCUGGUCCUAUGACACUUGUUGCAAAUUUCUUUUCUACAGAUAAUGAUCCAGCACAAUCAUUUUCGCAACUGCUUGCUGGUGCUAUGGGUUCACCUAUUUCUGCUUGGAAACAACAAAAUCCAUUCUUUGAAGAUAUGGGUCAUUUUGAUCAACAUGGAGGAAGUGGCGGUGUUAGAGAUUCUAGAAUUAAACAAAAUCAUUCGUUGAAUUUAAUGAUUUCUCAACCUCCUAUGUUUACUGUUCCUGUUGGGUUAAGUCCAACUAGCUUGUUUGAUUCUCCUAGAAUGUUUCUUCCUAAUCAGAGUACCAUUGGGAUCUCCCACCAACAAGCCCUAGCGCAAGUUACAGCUCAAGCUGUUCAUUCCCAAUCAAUUAUGCACAGCCAAGCUGAGUAUCCGUCUUCUCUAUCAGCAUAUUCUACAUUAGCACUACAUCAACCUUAUACUUCAAAUACUACUGCAACCCAAUUCAUUCAGCCGUUUACAUCCAACUCUAAAAGAAUGACAGAAUAUUCAGAGCCCCAUCACUCUGACACUAGAUUUCAACAUCUUCCCCCUGCUGUUGAUAAGCCAGCCGAUGAUGGCUACAACUGGCGGAAAUACGGGCAGAAGCAAGUGAAAGGCAGUGAAUAUCCUAGAAGCUACUACAAGUGUACCAGUACAAAUUGUCCUGUAAAGAAAAAGGUGGAGCGCUCUCUCGAUGGGCAUGUCACUGAGAUUAUCUAUACAGGGAAGCACACCCAUCAAAAACCAAAAACUAGUAGGCGUGCAAAAGAAGUUGCAAAUUCUGAAGGGAAUAUGAAUUUCAUACAGUCCGAGUAUGGGGAUUUAUCCAAAUCAUAUGAUCAUGAAUCUUCACAAGCAACACAUGAACAGUUAUCUGGAUUGAGUGAUGAUGGGGAAAAUGGUGAUGGAGCUGAAAUGAGAUCUGACGAGGAAGAUGAUGAUAUACCUGAGCCAAAAAGACAAAACACCGGGUCCAGGGUAUCGGAACCGUCAUCAUCACAUAAGAUAGGGUCGAGGAUUAUUGUGCAGACAACAAGUGAAGUUGAUCUUUUGGACGAUGGCUUUAGGUGGCGCAAGUAUGGGCAAAAAGUUGUCAAAGGAAAUCCUCAUCCAAGGAGCUACUACAAAUGCACAGCUUCUGGGUGUAAUGUGCGCAAGCAUGUUGAAAGAGCUUCAGCAGACCCUAAAGCUGUCAUUACAACAUAUGAGGGGAAACAUAAUCAUGAUGUGCCAGCACCUAAGAACAGUAGCCAUAACACAACAAACAGUCAUAUGGGGCAGUUAAAACAACCAUAUGCCUUAGCAGAACAGUUAAAAAAAGAACAGCAUACCAAUUAGGUUGUGCAUUCAUAACAGGAAAUUGGGGUUUGAAAGGCAGUUGAAAACAUGAAAAUGUUCAACAAAACAGGUAGACGUUUUUAAUUUCCCUUUCUGCUAAACUUUUGUCCAGUGACGCUAAGUUUGUGGCUUUAAUUUGUGAUGACCAUUCGGAAUUGACGAAAAAAAAAGAGGACGAAAACUGAUAAUGCUAGCUUAAGAAACCUGUCAAGAUUGGCAGUAACAUUUGUGACUUGUAACUAGUUCAUUGCACGCAUUAUGUUUGAUGUUUCUGACGACUAAUACACUACACAAUACAUAUACAAGUACAAAAUUGUUUUGUAUAUUCUUUUUUCUUGUAAACACUGAUAAUGAUAUUGUGAUAUUUUUCUC